CACACACUCAUGCUCAAACUGCGUCGCGCUUAAUGCCAUAAACUAGUUUAGUGGACUUUGUUGCCAAAUUAAGCCAUAAUUGCAGUCAAAUAUUGAUAUCUACGAAGUACUUUGUUAUCAACAACUAUUCAGCCUCCGCAUUCUCUUCACUAGACAUCCCACGCGAGUCAUAUUUGGGAGAUUGCUGUCGCAUGACAAUCCUAAACGGACCAAGAACUAUUGACACCGACGAAUAUGCGUAUUUUUAGCCAGGGCAUGAGUCCUCUGCACUAUUCGUAAGCCGUUAAGCAAUCUAGGGCACGUUUUUUCAAUGAUUUAGUAGGAUUUAGUUCGCCUUGUCCGGCAGUGACUGGAACAGAUUGGCAUUUCGUUUUCAGACAUGCACGGACUGAGUUGCAAAUGUAAAUGGGGCCUUACUUUCAUUAUGUUCUUAUCUGUCAUUUGCGUGUUUAUCUUCUGUGAAUAUUUGAUAUAUUACCCUGCAAUUUUGCGUUGUUCGUGGCCGGAGUUGAAUGGAGACAGCGGCAAGGGAGUCCCCCCGCUUCGCGCAUUGUUUCUGUCGGAUACACACCUCCUUGGCGCAAUAAAGGGACACUGGCUCGACAAACUGCGAAGGUAUGCUGUGAACUCCUAUUCCAAUUUCAUUGCUAAUGCGUAUCAUAUUAAUAAGAAAUAUAUAUAUAUAUAUUGUGUGUUUUACAUCCCUUUAGGACUGUCAUUUGUUGAAUGUGUGCAUUUCAAACCUCUCUUUGGUCAAAGUUUUAAUUUGCAUCUCGUAUCAGAUGUAUAAAAAAAACAAUGAACAGAAACAGACCGUAUAACGCCCUCCAAACACGUCCAUAAGUCAUGGAAAGUGGGAUUUUUAAAAUAUUUUUAGGACAGGAAUAGAAUUAAUCCUCUUAGAUGGCUCAAAUUAAUAUCAGAUCAUAUGAAAUCACCAUGGCAUCCAACUUCACCAGCUAGGGCACUAAACCGGAUCACAGCUUUGACUGCAAUGCCUCAUGUUCACAUGGUCCACAAAAUGAGUUCUAUUGGUCAGUUUCAAUAGUCUUCUUCAUUGGGAGGAUGCUACCAGGAUUUGUUUAAUACAUUAUACAACAUGAUGGACAAGAAUACUUUAAAUCAAUGGUGGUUGUCUCUUGGUGUUGGGUAGUCAUGACCAACAGAUUAUUAUCUGGGCCAGGAGUAUUUCCUUACGGGGCAACUCUGGACUGUAAUAGGCUAUCACUAUAGUCAGGGCCCAGAGUUUUUCCUAGUGGUCAGGAAAACUCCCUGCCCUAAUCCUAAUGUACUGUACAUUCCUCCCUGAUAGAGAAUGGCAGAUGGAGAGAUCUUUCCAGACAGCACUGGGGCUCCUACAGCCAGAGGUGGUCUUCAUUUUGGGAGACCUCUUCGACGAGGGGAAAUGGAGCUCCCCAAAGGUUUGUUGAUGGACACUGUCAGUUAUCAGACCUGAUAGACGACACAGCUGGACUACUCAGGAUAUGUGAUGAUAAUAUAUGUUGGUACAUAAGGGGAUGUGUGUGUGUGUGUGUGUGGAUUUGAGCACUGGCCAUUCAAUUUGCUGGACAGAUUGUCCUUGAGGUGUGACUGACCCCCACCAGACGUGCUUUAGUAGACACAGACAGUGAAUAGGAGUAUGCGUUUGGGAGUUCAUUACAGUCAUUAUGAGUUAAUGGUAUGACGUAAACCAUAAUCCAACUGAGGAAGGAAGUAAAUAACAGUAGUACACAUCCUACUGUACACAUCCUACUGCGUCUAGUGCUAGGAGGGGUUGAGGCAGAUGUUGAUACCCCAGCUCAAACUGUUCCAAACUGUGACCAUCUGAAAAUGCACCUUGUGUUCUUCAGGACUGGGAGGAUGACGUCCGCCGCUUUAAGCAGAUCUUCCGACAUCCCAGUGAUGUGGAGCUCAUAGCCAUCAUUGGGAACCAUGACAUUGGCUUCCAUCAUGAGUAAGUUAAGUUCAGAAGUUUCACUGUUAAAUGGAGGCUACCAGGGAACAUUUCAACAACAUCAUUCUCUCUAUUGUUACCUAGUUCUGCUAACAAUAGUAAGUUACGUUGUCUGUAGUCGGGGUGAGUUAGUGCACUGUGCCCCCAUGCCCUGUGGUGGUGGUACUAAUGUCCUCUUGACGUCAUUUUUAAAAAACUUUGAACAGGAUGAACUGGUACAAACUUGAACGCUUCGAGAAGGUGUUCAAUGUCACGUCUGCCCGGAUCGUAACCAACAAGGGAGUCAAGUAGGUUGCUUUACUGUAAAUAGCGACAUCUAACCUCAAAAUCCUGCAUGUAAACAGUUUAACAAUGUGUGGAUUGUGGUUAGUCACGUUGAUGUGUAGCUUAGCUCCAAUCCUUGUACCAUCAUUAAUGUAUGGUUUUAAUGUAUGGUUUUAAUGUGUGUGUGUGUUUUCCCAUUAAGUUUUGUACUGGUGAACAGUAUGGCCAUGCAUGGAGACCGUUGCCCCAUCUGCGAGCAUGUGGAAAACGAGCUGUACAGCCUCUCUCAGGCUCUCAACUGUUCAGUGCUGGUGAUCUUUAUCACAACCAACAUCCUCAUCAAUGCCACACACACACACACACACACACACACACACAAAAUGGGGGUUAUUGGGAUUUGGAGAGAAGCAGAGAUUUGAGCGUUGACAAAAAAUCAAGAGAGUCACCAUAGAGCUUUUUACAUGUUACUCAGUGCCAAAGAGAUUUGUGGGUCAAAUGUUUUGGGUUUGUACCCAGACUUUAUUCACUAACAUCCCCAGAAAUGUAUUCCGUAAAUGUCUUUUGAAACGUGGUAAGCAUAAUGUUGUCACGAAAGAUGAAGGCUUGUCCCUACACAUUGUCAACAUUAUGUUACUCCCAUUGCCAAUGUGAAAGUAGAUUGUAAUGAUAUUGUGGAUUUCACAGAGCCACCGGUCAAGCAGCAUGAGAACAUACUGUCAGGACGAUAUGCAGAAGUUUCCCCACUCUUCACCUAUCAUCCUACAGGUACGGUUUAGUGUGCGUGCGUGCUUGUGAAGUGAGUGAGAGUACAUUAGUUAAUUAUAGGUCAUUGCAGUGUCAUUGUACACUGUGUACAAAACAUAGGAACACCUACAGGUACGGUUUAGUGUGCGUGCGUGCUUGUGAAGUGAGUGAGAGUACUUUAGUUAAUUAUAGGUCAUUGCAGUGUCAUUGUACACUGUGUACAAAACAUAGGAACACCUUCCUAAUAUUGUGUUGCACCCCCUUUUGCCCUCAGAACAGCCUCAAUUCGUUGGGGGCAUGGACAACAAGGUGUUGAAAGCGUCCCACUGGGUUGCUGGCCAAUGUUGACUCCAAUGCUUCCCACAGUUGUCAAGUUGGGUGGAUGUCCUUUGAGUGGUGGACCAUUCUCGAUACACACAGGAAACUGUUGAGGGUGAGAAACCCAGCAGCGUUGCAGUUCUUUACACACUCAAACCGAUGCGCCUGGCACCUACUACCAUACCCCAUUCAAAGACACUUACAUCUUUUGUCUUGCCUAUUCACCCUCUGAAUGGCAUACAUACAAAAUCCAUGUCUCAAUUGUCUCAAGGCUAAAAAUCCGUCCUUAACCUGUCUCCUCCCCUUCAUCUACACUGAUUGAAGUGGAUUUAACAGGUGACAUCAAUAAGAGAUCAUAGCUUUCACCUGGUCAGUCUAUCAUGGAAAGGGCAGGUGUUCCUAAUGUUUUGUACACUCAAUGUAAAUACUUCUAUGUAAAAAGCAGGGGGUGUUCCGGAACAGAACCGUUAUUUUCAAAUCUUGAGAACCAGUUAAUAAAGGAAUUGUUUGUUCAAAAAUAUUAAUGUCUAGCAGUGGUGGAAAAAGUACUCAAUUGUCAUACUUAAGUAAAAGUAAAGAUACACUACAUGACCAAAAGUUUGUGAACACCUGCUUGUCGAACAUCUCAUUCCAAAAUCAUGGGCAUUAAUAUGGAGUUGGUCCCCCCUUUGCUGCUAUAACAGCCUCCACUCUUCUGGGAAGGCUUUCCACUAGACGUUGUAACAUUGCUGCAGGGACUUGCUUCCAUUCAGCCACAAGAGCAUUAGUGAGGUCGGGCACUGAUGUUGGGCGAUUAGGCCUGGCUCGGAGUCUGCGUUCCAAUUUAUCCCAAAGGUGUUUCGAUGGGGUUGAGGUCAGGGAUCUGUGCAGGCCAGUCAUGUUCUUCCACAACGAUCUCGACAAACAAUUUUUGUAUGGACCUCGCUUUGUGCAUGGGGCAUUGUCAUGCUGAAAUAGGAAAGGGCCUUCUCCAAACUGUUGCCACAAAGUUGGAAGCACAGAAUCAUCUAGAAUAUCAUUGUACGCUGUAGCAUUAAGAUUUCCCUUCACUGGAGUUAAGGGGCCUAGCUUGAACCAUGAAAAACAGCCCCAGACCUUUAUUCCUCCUCCACCAAACUUUACAGUUGGCACUAUGCAUUGGGGCAGGUAGCGUUCUCCUGGCAUCCUCCAAACCCAGAUUCGUCCGUCGAACUGCCAAAUGGUGAAGUGUGAUUCAUCACUGCAGAGAACGCGUCUCCACUGCUCCAGAGUCCAAUGUCGGUGAGCUUUACACACCUUCAGCCGACGCAUAGUGAUCUUAGGCUUUUGUGCGGCUGCUCGGCCAUGGAAACCCAUUUUAUGAAGCUCCCGAUGAACAGUUCUUGUAAUGACGUUGCUUCCAGAGGCAGUUUGGAACUCUGUAGUGAGUGCUGCAACCGAGAGACGAUUUUUACGUGCUUCAGCACUCAGCGCUCCCGUUCUGUGAGCUUGUGUGGCCUACCAUUUCAGGGCUGAGCCGUUGUUGCUCCUAGAAGUUUCCACUUUACAAUAGCAGCACUUACAGUUGACCGGGGAAGAUCUAGCGGGGCAGAAAUUUGACGAACUGACUUGUUGGAAAGGUGGCAUCUUAUGACUGAGCUCUUCAGUAAGGCCAUUCUACUGCCAAUGUUUGUCUAUGGAGAUUGCAUGGCUGUGUGCUUGAUUUUAUACACCUGUCAGUAACGGGUGUGGCUGAAAUAGCCGAAUCCACAAAUUUGAAGGGGUGUCCACAUACUUUUGUAUAUAUAGUGUACCUUAAUAGAAAAUGACUCAAGUAAAAGUGAAAGUCACCCAGUAAAAUACUACUUGAGUAAAUGUCUAAAAGUAUCUGGUUUUAAAUGUACUUAAGUACAGCGGUGGAAAAACUCAAUUGUCAUACUUCAGUAAAAGUCCAAAGUAAAAGUAAAGCUAUUAAAGCUUAUAUUAAGCAAACCAGAUUGCAUGAUUUUCUUGUUCUUUUAAUUUACAGACAGCCAGGCACACUCCAACACUCAGACAAACACAGUGUUUGUGUUCAGGGAGUUCACCAGAUCAAUGAAAGUAGGAAACGUGCUAUAUUGAUAAAUGCGUGAAUUGGACCAUAUUGCUGUCCUACCGUAGCAUUCGAAAUGUAAUGAGUACUUUUGGGUGUCAGGGAAAAUGUAUGGAGUAAAAAGUACAUUAUUUUCUUUAGGAAUGUAGUGAACUAAAAGUACAAGUUGUCAAAAAUAUAAAUAGUAAAGUAAAGUACAUACAGUUGAAGUCGGAAGUUUACAUGCACUUAGGUUGGAGUCAUUAAAACUCGUUUUUCAACCACUCCACAAAUUGCUUGUUAACAAACUAUAGUUUUGGCAAGUCGGUUAGGACAUCUACUUUGUGCAUGACAAGUAAUUUUUCCAACAAUUGUUUACAGACAGAUUAUUUCACUUAUAAUUCACUGUAUCACAAUUCCAGUGGGUCAGAAGUUUACAUACACUAAGUUGACUGUACCUUCAAACUGUAGCUUGGAAAAUUCCAGAAAAUGAUGUCAUGGCUUUAGAAGCUUCUGAUAGGCUAAUUGACAUAAUUUGAGUCAAUUGGAGGUAUACCUGUGGAUGUAUUUCAAGGCCUACCUUCAAACUCAGUGCCUCUUUGCUUGACAUGGGAAAAUGAAAAGAAAUCAGCCAAGACCUCAGAAAAUAAAUUGUAGACCUCCACAAGUCUGGUUCAUCCUUGGGAGCAUUUUCCAAACGCCUGAAGGUACCACUUUCAUCUGUACAAACAAUAGUACGCAAGUAUAAACACCAUGGGACCACGCAGCCAUCAUACCGCUCAGGAAGGAGACGUGUUCUGUCUCCUAGAGAUGAACGUACUUUGGUGGGAAAAGUGCAAAUCAAUCCCAGAACAACAGCAAAGGACCUUGUGAAGAUGCUUGAGGAAACAGGUACAAAAGUAUCUAUAUCCACAGUAAAACUAGUCCUAUAUCGACAUAACCUGAAAGGCCGCUCAGCAAGGAAGAAGCCACUGCUCCAAAACCGCCAUAAAAAAGCCAGACUACGGUUUGCAACUGCACAUGGGGACAAAGAUUGUACCUUUUGGAGAAAUGUCCUCUGGUCUGAUGAAACAAAAAUAGAACUGUUUGUCCAUAAUGACCAUCGUUAUGUUUGGAGGAAAAGGGGGAUGCUUGCAAGCCGAAGAACACCAUCCCAACCGUGAAGCACGGGGGUGGCAGAAUCAUGCUGUGGGGGUGCUUUGCUGCAGGAGGGACUGGUGCACUUCACAAAAUAGAUGGCAUCAUGAGUAAGGAAAAUUAUGUGGAUAUAUUGAAGAAACAUCUCAAGACAUCAGUCAGGAAGUUAAAGCUUGGUCGCAAAUGGUUCUUCCAAAUGGACAAUGACCCCAAGCAUACUUCCAAAGUUGUGGCAAAAUGGCUUAAGGACAACAAAGUCAAGGUAUUGGAGUGGCCAUCACAAAGCCCUGACCUCAAUCCUAUAGAAAAUGUGUGGGCUGAACUAAAAAAGUGUGUGCAAGCAAGGAGGCCUACAAACCUGACUCAGUUACACCAGCUCUGUCAGGAGGAAUGGGCCAAAAUGCACCCAACUUAUUGUGGGAAGCUUGUGGAAGGCUACCUGACACGUUUGACCCAAGUUAAACAAUUUAAAGGCAAUGCUACCAAAUACUAAUUGAGUGUAUGUAAACUUAUGACCCACUGGGAAUGUGAUGAAAGAAAUAAAAGCUUAAAUAAAUAAUUCUCUGUACUAUAUUUCUGACAUUUCACAUUCUUAAAAUAAAAGUGGUGAUCCUAACUGACCUAAAAGAGGGACUUUUUACUAGGAUUAAAUGUCAGGAAUUGUGAAAAACUGAGUUUAAAUGUAUUUGGCUAAGGUGUAUGUAAACUUCCGACUUCAACUACAGUGGGGAAAAAAAGUAUUUAGUCAGCCACCAAUUGUGCAAGUUCUCCCACUUAAAAAGAUGAGAGAGGCCUGUAAUUUUCAUCAUAGGUACACGUCAACUAUGACAGACAAAAUGAGGAAAAAAAUUCCAGAAAAUCACAUUGUAGGAUUUUUAAUGAAUUUAUUUGCAAAUUAUGGUGGAAAAUAAGCAUUUGGUCAAUAACAAAAGUUUCUCAAUACUUUGUUAUAUACCCUUUGUUGACAAUGACACAGGUCAAACGUUUUCUGUAAGUCUUCACAAGGUUUUCACACACUGUUGCUGGUAUUUUGGCCCAUUCCUCCAUGCAGAUCUCCUCUAGAGCUGUGAUGUUUUGGGGCUGUCGCUGUGUAACACGGACUUUCAACUCCCUCCAAAGAUUUUCUAUGGGGUUGAGAUCUGGAGACUCCAGGACCUUGAAAUGCUUCUUACGAAGCCACUCCUUCGUUGCCCGGGCGGUGUGUUUGGGAUCAUUGUCAUGCUGAAAGACCCAGCCACGUUUCAUCUUCAAUGCCCUUGCUGAUGGAAGGAGGUUUUCACUCAAAAUCUCACGAUACAUGGCCCCAUUCAUUCUUUCCUUUACACGGAUCAGUCGUCCUGGUCCCUUUGCAGAAAAACAGCCCCAAAGUAUGAUGUUUUCACUCCCAUGCUUCACAGUAGGUAUGGUGUUCUUUGGAUGCAACUCAGCAUUCUUUGUCCUCCAAACACGACGAGUUGAGUUUUUACCAAAAAGUUAUAUUUUGGUUUCAUCUGACCAUAUGACAUUCUCCCAAUCCUCUUCUGGAUGCACUCUAGCAAACUUCAGACGGGCCUGGACAUGUACUGGCUUAAGCAGGGGGACACGUCUAGCACUGCAGGAUUUGAGUCCCUGGCGGCGUAGUGUGUUACUGAUGGUAGGCUUUGUUACUUUGGUCCCAGCUCUCUGCAGGUCAUUCACUAGGUCCCCCCGUGUGGUUCUGGGAUUUUUGCUCACCGUUCUUGUGAUCAUUUUGACCCCACGGGGUGAGAUCUUGCGUGGAGCCCCAGAUCGAGGGAGAUUAUCAGUGGACUUGUAUGUCUUCCAUUUCCUAAUAAUUGCUCCCACAGUUGAUUUCUUCAAACCAAGCUGCUUACCUAUUGCAGAUUCAGUCUUCCCAGCCUGGUGCAGGUCUACACUUUUGUUUCUGGUGUCCUUUGACAGCUCUUUGGUCUUGGCCAUAGUGGAGUUUGGAGUGUGACUGUUUGAGGUUGUGGACAGGUGUCUUUUAUACUGAUAACAAGUUCAAACAGGUGCCAUUAAUACAGGUAACGAGUGGAGGACAGAGGAGCCUCUUAAAGAAGAAGUUACAGGUCUGUGAGAGCCAGAAAUCUUGCUUGUUUGUAGGUGACCAAAUACUUAUUUUCCACCAUAAUUUGCAAAUAAAUUCAUUAAAAAUCCUACAAUGUGAUUUUCUGGAUUUUCUUUUCUCAAUUUGUCUGUCAUAGUUGACGUGUACCUAUGAUGAAAAUUACAGGCCUCUCUCAUCUUUUUAAGUGGGAGAACUUGCACAAUUGGUGGCUGACUAAAUACUUUUUUUCCCCACUGUAUAUACCCCAAAAAACUACUUAAGUAGUACUUUAAAGUAUUUUAACUUAGUUACAUUACACCACUUAUGUCUAGUAUAUAAUUCUGUAAUUCGGUGAAGUUAUAAUAGCCUAAACCCAUUCCAGUUCACGUCAUGUCAUGAUGUUCAGCGCUUCAAGCCAUGUGCCAUCCAUGUGCACCCCUCUCUCUUGCUCUCUCCCCACUGGUGACAUUUCUGACCAAUCAAAUAUGUAAACAACUAGUGUUCCAAAGCAAGCUUCUCGAUCUGUGCUAAUGGGUCGUGUAAAUUAAUGAGCUAUUUUGUAAAAACUGUUGAUUUCAUAAAAAUAAAUUAAGGAACUACACUGAGUGUACAAAACAUUAAGAACUGCUCUUUUUAUGACAUAGACUGACUAGGUGAAUCCAGGUGAAAGAUCCUUUAUUGAUGUCACUUGAAGAAGGAUUUUUAAGCCUCUCUCCUGUAACUAUUCCCCAGGUUGUUGCUGUAAAUGAGAAUGUGUUCUCAGUCAACUUACCUGGUAAUAUAAGGGGGAAAAUAAAAUAAAAUUGAGACAUGGAAUGUCUAUGUGUGCCAUUCAGAGGGUGAAUGGGCUGAACAAAAGAUGUAAGUGCCUUUGAAUGGGGUAUGGUAGUAGGUGCCAGGCGCACUGGUUUGUGUCAAGAACUGCAACGCUGCUGGGUUAUUCGCGCUCAACAGUUUCCCGUGUGUAUCAAGAAUGGUCCACCACUCAAAGGACAUCCAGCCAACUUGGAGUCAACGUUGGCCAGCAUCCCUGUGGAACGCUUUCUACACCUUGUAGAGUCCAUGCCCCGACGAAUUGAGGCUGUUCUGUGUGUGUGUGUGUGUGUGUGUGUGGGGGGGGGGGGGGGGGGGGGGGGGGGGGGUUAUUGGUUAGUUGCAGAUGAAAUCCAUAUUGUGUAGAGCCUACCUAUUAUACAGAAUCACCUGGUGUUAGCUUACCGUGGGGCUAUAGAGUUAGCAUUCAUCAGCAUUGUUCACUUACAGUAUGUUAUGCACUGUGUAUUGACCUUCUGUGGGCAGCACUACCCUCUGUACCGACCCAAUGAUGCAGAGUGCACUGGGCAGGACGCCGCCUCUCCUGAAGAGCGACACCAGGUGUUCCAUGAGCGCUAUGACGUUCUCUCCCAGGAGGCUUCUCAAAGGGUGAGCUUACACACACUCAGCACUCUAACUAAAACCUGGGGUGCAUCGCCAUUGUUUAACGUGGCCUCCUCUCCUUGCUUGCACCUGUUUUAUUUUCUUCAGAUCGUGCAGAUGAAGGAAAGGAGACAAGUAGAGGAAGCCACUUUAGACUAUUGAGAUACACCCCUAGGGCUCAUUCUGAAGAGUGCAUCUUUCCGACUGAAGACCAUAACAUAUGUUGGGUCUUCUUAAGCCUUGUUCACACUGCAGGCUUUAAUGCUCAAAUCAGUUUUGUUUUGGACAACUAACUGUCCAAACAGCAAGUGACCAAAUCGGAUUUGUGUGUGUUCAGACAGCAGUCAUUUGCUGACAAGGCAACGCUAGUUGUCAUAGGGGUGUGUGUGCAGUGGUCUAGACUGAUUGGUGCUUGUGGUUCCUAUCACUCAGAAGUUAUGUAGCAAGCUAAGGUGACAACAAUGCCUGCCAUGGUCGUUGCCCAGUUGCUUUGAAUAUUCAAAAUCAUAGUGUAAGAACACUUUUAAAGCCUCAAAGGAUAAGAUGAUCCAACUUUCAAAACAAGUCCUUUUUGGCUAGCCACAGCAGUCCGCUAGCUAGCUGUAAACAAUUAACAAGCUAGUUGGCUACUACAUGUCAACAUAGUAGCUAGCAAGCAACAAGAUAUGCCAAAUAACAGUCUAGAAACCACUUGACAGCAAAUAAAUCAGAUUUGACCAUUCAGACACAAGUCGCAUGGCCAGGAAUCAAAUUUGUAUAUGACUUCAAACCACCUAGGAAGGUGGUUUGAAAUGUGGCUAGAAAUAUCUGAUUCCAUGUGCUUUUUGGCUGUUCAGACUGCAGGAAAAAGAAGAGAUGAUAAAUCUUAUUUACAUUUUAGUCAUUUAGCAGACACUCUUAUACAGAGCGACUUGAGUGCAUACAUUUUUCAUACUUUCAUACUUAUAUGUAAAUAAAUACGAUUUGAGUCACUUCACACGGCCAAUGUGAACACGGCUUUAGAGGCAUGUGAUUACAGAAAUAUCAUGAUGGAUUCUUUUGGUCCCACUCUGCAGUUACUCUGGUGGUUCCAGCCCCGCCUUAUUCUGAGCGGCCACACCCACAGUGCCUGUAAGGUGAUCCAUGACAACAAGCACCCAGAGAUCAGCGUUCCUUCCUUCAGCUGGAGAAACCGCAACAACCCCAGCUUCAUCCUGGUAACUAAUUAACUACACUGAACAAAAAUAUGAACACAAAAUGUACAGUCUUUGUUUUAUUACAUGAGCUGAAAUAAAACAUCUCAAAUUUUCCAUUCACACAAAAAGCUUAUUUCUCUCAAAUUUGGUGCACAAAUUUGUUUACAUCCCUGUUAGUGAGCAUUUCUCUUUUGCCAAGAUAAUCCAUCCACCUGACAGGUGUGGCAUAUCAAGAAGCUGAUUAAACAGCAUGAUCAUUACACAGGUGCACCUUGUGCUGGGAAUAAUAAAAGGCCACUGUAAAAUGUCAGAUGUCUCAAGUUUUGAGGGAGCGUGCAAUUGGCAUGCUGACUGCAGGAAUGUCUACCAGAGCUGUUGCCAGAGAACUGAAUGUUCAUUUCUCUACCAUAAGCCGCCUCCAAUGUCGUUUUAGAGAAUUUGGCGGUACGUCCAACUGGCCUUAUAACGUUGUGAACAGAGUGCCCCAUGGUGGCGGUGGGGGUAUAGGCAGGCAUAAGCUAAGGACAAUGAACACAAUUGCAUUUUAUCUAUGGCAAUUUGAAUGCACAGAGAUACCGUGACGAGAUCCUGAGGCCCGUUGUCGUGCCAUUCAUCAGCUGCCAUCACCUCAUGUUUCAGCAUGAAAAUGCACGGCCCCAUGUCGCAAGGAUCUGUACACAAUUCCUGGAAGGUGAAAAUGUCCCAGUUCUUCCAUAAUAAUAAUAAUAAUAAUAAUAAUAAUAAUAAUAUGCCAUUUAGCAGACGCUUUUAUCCAAAGCGACUUAGUCAUGUGUGCAUAAAUUUUUACGUAUGGGUGGUCCCGGGGAUCGAACCCACUACCCUGGCGUUAGAAGCGCAAUGCUCUACCAAUUAAGCUACAGAGGACCACGGCCAUGCAUGGCCUGCAUAUUUACCAGACAUGUCACCCAUUGAGCAUGUUUGGGAUGCUCUAGAUCAACAGCGUGUUCCAGUUCCCACCAAUAUCCAGCAACUUCACACAGCCAUUGAAGAGGAGUGGGAUAAAAUUCCACAGGCCACAAUCAACAGCCUGAUCAACUCUAUGCGAAGGAGAUGUGUCACGCUGCAUGAGGCAAAUAGUUGUCACACAAGAUACUAACUGGUUUUCUGAUCCACACCCCUACCUUUUUGUUUAAGGUAUCCGUGACCAACAGAUGCAUAUCUGUAUUUCCCAGUCACAUUUCCUUAUAUGAACUGUAACUGAGUAAAAUCUUUGAAAUUGUUGCAUGUUGCGUUUAUAUUUUUGUUCAGUAUAAAUAUCAGGAUUGGGGUCAAUUCCAUUUUAAAUUCAACUUUACCUCUCUCUCCCACUUUCUCCAGGGCACCUUCUCUCCCACAGACUUCCAGUUGGCCAAGUGCUUCCUGCCAGAGGAGAGCAGCGUGGUGGUCAUCUACUGCUCCACAGCCAUGGUCGUCUCCCUCCUGCUCACUGCCCACCUCCACUUCUCCAAGACCUCCAUGCUCUUGGCCACCAGCCUCAUGGGCAAGCACAAGGGCUUCUGACUGUUAUAGUGAAAGUGUUUCCCCUAGAUCUAAUGUUUGCUUUGCGGGCCUAUUAAAAAAAGGCCCAAGAAGCAGCAUUCAGGGUAGCAAAUGCCCAUAAAGUGUGACUGAAACCAAUGGAGAGCGAAAUGUUCUAGGUGAAGGGCAAGAGAGAGGCCCUAUGGUUACCUGUCAAAGUAACUGUAUGGGGACGUCUCAUCUGUGUGACCUGUCACAUUUGACCCCCUCAGGCCCCAUGUUCAUCCCUGAGACCAAAAGACUCCUGUGUAGUGCAGACACUCCUGACAUCCAACCCAACAGCACCUUUUACAGGGCCUGGGUCACGCUGUACAGCUUUUACUCAUCAAUUAGCUUUCUUCCCCUUUUAAAUUAUUGGCAACUUGAAUGUUUUUUUUGUUUUUUUACUUAUCUUUGAUCUAAUGGUUAAUAAGCUAUGACAAGGCCAUCUUUGACCUUUUUAAAUGUGACCUGGACGAAAACAGUCGAGGGAAGACGGUAGAACUGGGUUUCUUGUAACUGUAAUUUAUGCAUAUACAAAGUGUACAUAAUCUGUUAUAUUUUCCCGCACAUUCAGUUUAGACAAACCAACAAAAAAAAAAAAA
This is a messenger RNA of Coregonus sp. 'balchen', 13207 nucleotides long. NCBI's taxonomy places the organism in Eukaryota, Metazoa, Chordata, Actinopteri, Salmoniformes, Salmonidae. The record is from the annotation of a GenBank genome assembly.